UACCUCCUUCCUUUGCAAAAAAGCUUGGCUGGAGUUAUAAUCUUAAAUGUUCUGUCACGGGGAAUAUUCAAAAUCGAUCCAUCGUGUUUCAACGCAAUAGUGUGAGGAUUUGUCAAAUCCUUUCGUACAGAGCAGUGAAUUUACAUUGUAACACGACUUAUGGCGUAUUAAGUGGAUAUGAAUGUCAGUGUUUUGGACCCAAGAACGACACCUUAGUUUACAGAGUAAUGAUAAAAUCAUUCAGUACAGAAGACGCCACAAGGUGGAGCUGUUCCUCUGUUGACAGUGAUGGAGCCUCUGGUCCUAUGUAUGUCAGCAACUUUGUCUUCCUCUAUUUUUCAGGUGUUACUCUUUCUGGAAAUAAGGAAAUGUUUGAUGCUGACGGUUUGAGCUCGAUUACGUUCACCUGUACAACAAGCAACAUGGCAGGACGAGCAGAGUUCACGUGGAUGAACAAAACGUCUGGAGCACAAAUCGAAAACAAUCUGAAUUUAUCUAAACAUUACGACGCAUACAGUCAGGAGCUUAAAUUUAUUCCACACUGGUAUCAAGAUGGAAACAAAAUUGUAUGCAAAGCUUUCGAUGCAGAUACGAACAUGACAACAACGUCAAAUGUUAAAAUCAUGAAUUUAACAUAUCCACCAUUGGCACAUCCAGUGAUAAAGCAAGACAAUAAUUCAAACACGCCACUUGAUUCAGAAAUCAUAACUCGCGAAGGCGCCAUGCUACACCUAUCAUGUGAAGUAACUGGAGGAAAGCCCAGUGUGUCAAACGUCAGUAUAGUGUGUGGUGGUAUUACAGUGUACACAACUGAUGGAGCUGUAGGUCGUAUAUCGUUUGAAGUGUUGAGAAACAUCCACCAUCACACCUGUCAGUGUUCAGCCACCCACAUCACUGGUCGAUAUAAUCUAACUGCAACUGUCACAAUCCUGGUUAACUAUGCUCCUGAUGUGACAGUACGACAUGACUUCGACUCGAGUGAGAAGAGUCUGAAGGUGAUAUGUCAAACAGAAGGGCGUCCAGAGACGUACGGCUUCACCCCAUUCAUCCACUUCUGGAAUAAGUACAAACUCAGAGAGUUACCAGGACAACUCGUGGAAUUUAACAGAAACAUCUUGACGAUUUAUAACGUGACAUAUGCUGAUUCAGGCAGGUACCAGUGUGGUGCCAGUAAUGGCAUUGAUGGGUUGAACAAGGUCAAAGUUCAAACUGGUUUUACGUCAGUAGAAUUUGGAGGUAGGUAAAUAUUUUGCUAUUUUCAUAAAUAGGCUUAUUGCAUAUCAUUAAGCAUCACAAAGAGUAUGAGAGAACAAACCCGC
Gigantopelta aegis is the source of this 1319-nucleotide messenger RNA. RefSeq lists its product as uncharacterized. NCBI's taxonomy places the organism in Eukaryota, Metazoa, Mollusca, Gastropoda, Neomphalida, Peltospiridae. Gene Ontology annotation, cellular component: cell-cell junction. The transcript has 4 exons. Gene Ontology annotation, biological process: cell-cell adhesion. Gene Ontology annotation, molecular function: cell adhesion molecule binding. The coding region runs from base 228 to 1244 and encodes 338 amino acids. The record is from RefSeq and is a predicted model, not a curated record.